UGCGCGCGGCACGCCGCCGGCCGAGCUGAGCUGGGCGCGGGGACCCGGGCGGACGCGCGGACGGCGGAGUGAACCGGCAGACGCACGGCGGCGGCGAGCGGCGCGCGGGUCCCAGCCGGGCUUGCCCCCAGGAGCGGGCGGCACCCGCUGCCCGGGGAAUCUCCCGCGCCCCGCCGCGCAGCUCCAGUGCCAGCGCCCAGUGGCCGCCGCCUCCGAAGUGAUCGCUGCCUCGCCGCCUCCACCCGGUCCGGGACCAUGAAGCCGCUGCCGUCGGUGGUGCUGAAGCUCUUCCUGGCUGCAGUGCUCUCGGCGCUGGUGACGGGCGAGAGCCUGGAGCGGCUUCGGAGAGGGCUGGCAUCUGGAACCAGCAACCCGGACCCUCCCACUGGAUCUACAGACGAGCUGCUAGCCCCAGGAGGCGGCCGGGACCGGGGAGAAGUCUUUGACUUGCGAGAGGCAGAUCUCGACCUUUUCAGAGUUUCUUUGUCCUCCAAGCCGCAAGCACUGGUCACACCAAGCAAGGAGGAGCAUGGGAAAAGAAAGAAGAAAGGCAGGGGAUUAGGGAAGAAGAGAGACCCAUGUCUUCGGAAAUACAAAGACUUCUGCAUCCACGGAGAAUGCAAAUAUGUGAAGGAGCUCCGGGCUCCAUCCUGCAUCUGCCACCCGGGUUACCACGGAGAGAGGUGCCAUGGGCUGAGUCUCCCGGUGGAAAAUCGCUUGUAUACGUAUGACCACACAACCAUCCUGGCCGUGGUGGCCGUGGUGCUGUCAUCUGUCUGUCUGCUUGUCAUCGUGGGACUUCUCAUGUUUAGGUACCACAGGAGAGGAGGUUAUGAUGUGGAAAGUGAAGAGAAAGUGAAGCUGGGCAUGACUAAUUCCCACUGAGAGACCCGUACUCAAGGAAUUGGCUGGGGACUUCUACCUGUGGGAAGACACAAGUUGAUCACAGAAUCUGCAGAGGGGAAGGACUUCACAAUUAGCCAUGAAGACUCCUUUGUCCCCAGUCACUAUCUGGAUUGGGCCUCCCAUAAUUGCUUUGCCAAAAUACCAGAGCCUUCAAGUGCCAAACACAAUAUACCCAGUGGGAUCUGGGUCAGAAGAAAGCAAAAGCAAGGAACCUUCACUUCAGGCCCUCCUGAUUCCCCUCCACCAACCUCAUUUCCCCCCAUAAGUUUGUUUAAACACUUACCUUCUGGUUUGAAAUGCCAGUUAAAUUCCUUAUGCUCCAGGAUCUUUGACUGAAAAAAAAAAAAAGAAGGAAAAGAGUAAGGAGGAAAGAUUUAUGGAUUUAUGGACUGGAAGAAAAUUGAGAAGCCAUGUACUGAAGUAGCCACUAAGGGAUCUGCCAUUGGGACCCUCCAGCGCUGGAUUUGAUGAGUUAACUGUGAAAUACCACAAGCCCGAGAACUCUGAAUUUUGGGACUUCAACCCAGAUGGAAAAGUAACAACUAUUUUUUUUGUUGUUGUUGUUGUUUGUAAAUGCCUCUUAAAUUAUAUAUUUAUUUUAUUCUAUGUAUGUUAAUUUAUUUAGUUUUUAACAAUCUAACAAUAAUAUUUCAAGUGCCUAGACUGUUACUUUGGCAAUUUCCUGGCCUUCCACCCUGUAUCCCCACCAUCUGACUCAGCGCCACCCUCCCCUGCUGCAAAGCUGAGAUGGCUCUGUGACCAUCUGUACUAAUUUAUUGUCUGUCCACAUUUCUGAAGAUCUUCCAUGGUCAGAGGGCCACAGGGGGGUUCUGUAUGGUCAGGAUGUAAGGGUUAACUCGGUCAGAGCCACUCUAUGAGUUGGACUGCAGUCUUGCCUAGGCGAUUUUGUCUACCGUUUGUGUUUUGAAAGCCCAAGGUGCUGAGGUCAAAGUGUAACAGAUAUCAGUGUUUCCCUGUGUCCUCUCCCUGCCAAAUCUCAGAAGAGAUUGGGCUUCCAUGCUUGCAGCUUUCCUAUCUCUCACCCCCGUGGCCCUAGGCCCACAGCAUGGGAACCCACUCUCCCUUGUGUCAUGACAUUUCUCUUACUCCUGUCAUUCUUCUGGUGCUACUCCAUGCAGGGGUCAGUGCAGCAGAGGACAGUCUAGAGACGGUAUUAGCCAAAAAAAAAAAAAAAAGGCUGAGGAGGAACAGGGAAUGUUGGAGCUGACUGUUCUUGGUAAUCGAUUGGAGGUAGGGAAGGCUUUUGUGUAAUCCCACCCACCUCACUGAACCUAUAAAGGUAUGCUGUCAUGGUCCCUUCUGGAAGUUUCUGGUGCCAUUUCUGAACUGUUACAAACUGUAUUUCCAAACCUGGUUCAUAUUUAUACUUUGCAAUCCAAAUAAAGAUAACCCUUAUUCCAUA
Messenger RNA from Carlito syrichta (Philippine tarsier), 2329 nucleotides. It is a transcript of the gene HBEGF, whose product is annotated as heparin binding EGF like growth factor. Gene Ontology annotation, biological process: epidermal growth factor receptor signaling pathway; positive regulation of cell population proliferation; positive regulation of mitotic nuclear division. Gene Ontology annotation, molecular function: heparin binding. The transcript is spliced from 6 exons. NCBI's taxonomy places the organism in Eukaryota, Metazoa, Chordata, Mammalia, Primates, Tarsiidae. The record is from RefSeq and is a predicted model, not a curated record. The coding region runs from base 256 to 885 and encodes 209 amino acids.